AAAACCUCUUCCCCCAAAAAAAAAAAAAAAAAAAAAACGCAACGGAGAAAUAGAAUUCAAAACCCAUUUUUGUUUUGCGUCCAAAGCCUCCUCGGUUCUCUCUCUGCUUCUACGUCGUACUCUUCUCUCCCUGAUGGCCCAGAAUUUGACCUCACGCGCCCGAGCUGUGUGUUCGGUGUUGGUGGUGGUGGUGUUGUUCUUAACGACAAAUCUCGUACCUGUAACAGAAGCGAUAUGGUUAACAAUUCCGACCUCCGGUACCAAGUGUGUAUCCGAGGAAAUCCAGAACCACGUUGUCGUUUUGGCCGAUUACUAUGUCGUUGUAGACGAAGCGCCUCAACAAUACCGUACUCCCACUAUUUCUGUCAAGGUGACAUCUCCUUAUGGUAACAAUCUUCACCACGUUGAAAAUGUUACCCAUGGUCAGUUUGCAUUUACAACUACCGAGUCUGGCAGCUACUUGGCUUGUUUCUGGCUUGAUGGAGAACAUCAAGAAGGCGUAGGUGCAACCCUUAACCUUGAUUGGAGAUCUGGAAUAGCGGCUCGGGAUUGGGAUUCAGUUGCAAAGAAACAGAAAGUAGAGGGUGUUGAACUUGAGCUGAUAAAACUAGAAGGAGCAGUGCAAGCCAUCCAUGAUAAUCUCAACUACCUGAAGGACAGGGAAGCAGAGAUGAGGCAAGUCAGUGAAUCAACCAACUCUAAAGUUGCAUGGCUCAGUAUAAUGUCCCUUGGAGUCUGCAUUGUGGUUUCAGCUUUGCAGUUGUGGCACUUGAAAACCUACUUUCGAAAGAAGAAGCUUAUAUAGAUCAAUCUUUUAUUAAUUUUCUGAUGCAAAAAUACUGCUCUUUUGAGUCAUCUGUUCUCGUUGUAAUAUACUUGUUUUAAUUUUUAGUUUUUUUUUUUUAAUCUGCUUUUUUUUUUUCCCACAUUUUUCUUUGUUACAGAGAGGGGGUGGGGGUUUGAUUCUUAUAUCGUAACGGGCAAUUGGAAUUGUCAGUCAGUACGAUAUAUGGAUUUAGGGAGAAAAAUGAAUUUAUAAUUGUAGUAGUAUCAGUUGUAACUGUAAGAUUGUUUCAAUACACAAAAGCAGAUAAAUGUUUCGUUCCA
Quercus robur (English oak) is the source of this 1107-nucleotide messenger RNA. Its product is annotated as transmembrane emp24 domain-containing protein p24delta5-like. Gene Ontology annotation, biological process: Golgi organization; endoplasmic reticulum to Golgi vesicle-mediated transport; intracellular protein transport. Gene Ontology annotation, cellular component: COPII-coated ER to Golgi transport vesicle; endoplasmic reticulum; endoplasmic reticulum-Golgi intermediate compartment. The record is from RefSeq and is a predicted model, not a curated record. NCBI's taxonomy places the organism in Eukaryota, Viridiplantae, Streptophyta, Magnoliopsida, Fagales, Fagaceae. The coding region runs from base 134 to 805 and encodes 223 amino acids. The transcript has 4 exons.